CUCGUUUGCGUUGCUCCUUUAUUAUUAUUUUUUUUAUUCCACUCCACAUCUGAGAUUCCCUGUCUUGCUGGAGGGAAGGAAGAGAAACCUCAGAAAGAGACAGAAGUUUAAGGGUCCUGCCGAGCGGCAGCCAAGAGAAGCACAUUAAGAGAUGUCCAACAACAUGGCAAAGAUUGCAGAGGCCCGUAAGACGGUGGAGCAGCUCAAACUCGAGGUUAACAUCGACCGGAUGAAGGUAUCCAAGGCUGCGGCCGAUCUUCUGGCUUUCUGUGAGGCCCAUGCCAAAGAAGAUCCACUGGUGACACCUGUGCCAUCUUCUGAAAAUCCAUUUCGGGAGAAGAAGUUAUUUUGUACCCUUCUUUAGGGAGCUAGAAGUGGACCCCCAUGACCAGAGUGGUGGUAUAUUUUUACAUGUAUUUGAGGAUGGACUUUUUCAAUGUGAAGUAAUCAGUGAAAAAAAAGAAAAACAUAAUUCUGUAUUGGUGAUAAAAAAAAAAAAACUUGUAAUAGAGCCAAGAGAACACUUGGUGGCGCCACUCUCUAGCUAGACUAGAAUGUGAGCCUGGGUGGGGAUGAGCCACAUUGUGAUGGUCACUUCUGUUCUUUCCUUCCUUCCGUGGCUCGUCUCAGUAAGAGUUUCUACAAUGCAAUGCCAUUUUCCAUGAAGAGAGGGCAGCUCAGCCAACAGACUAGAAAGAGAAGACUACAACAGAGUAGUUUGUCAUACAGGCAGAUUUUUAAUUAUUAACCAAAAAACGUUUCUCCCCUCUUGUGUACCACAUCCCUAAAAGGCACAUCAUUGACUUACCAAUAUAGAAAUAAAUGUCACUUUGCUUUAUUCUCACCACGUCUGAGUUGAUAGGAUGGCAACAAGACUAACGUGACAUUCUCAGGCUCGUUGAGCCAAAUUCAGGGUGAGGGGAGGAGCCUGUAUUGGUACAUGGGGUCAAAGGGGGGAGUUAGGGUAGGAAAUCAAAGGGUCUACCCACAUUCACACCUGAAAUGGAGAUCUUUAGGAUGUGUGACCAGGAGGAAAACCCAAGCAGACAUGAAGAGACCGUGGAAGCACCUGUGACGAGCUGAGAAGUUCUACGAUUGUGUCAUGUUAUGGGCUUUGAUCAUUUUGCGAAUCAAGUGGUACGAUCUUCUACUAGUUGUCUAAUUCAAGGAUUCUACUUCUGUCACUAUUGGUUCCAUUUUCCUAAUUUUUGACGUCCUUAAAUGUGCCUGCGAUGGUCAAGAUUUUUAGUACCCCAUCGUGAAUCCGCAUUCUGUUUUUCUAGAGGCGUGGUCUCUGAGGUCGUGUCCUGUUGGUAAUUGGCGCGAUGGGUGAAAAGGUUCCCUGCUUUAUCCGAUCUGCAGAAAUUCCAAAAAGAUUUUCAAAGACCUUUUGCUCUUUUCCCAUCUUGCUAGUGUUCCUCGGUGUUGCUUACACUUUCAGACCUCGAUUUCUGCCCCACGUUGUGGGUUUCGUUGCUAUUUUUUGACCUCUCUGGAUUGACCCUUUUUCUGUCCAUUCGUCAUUUCCCUCGUAUACGGAGUACAGACGACUCCACUUAAGUGCACGUCGGUUUAGUGCGGGCUACGCUUAGCUGCAUGUGACUUGCAUGGUCCCUAUUUGUAUAAAGUCAAGUAAACGGGCAAUAACUUCAGGAUAAGUGCACAAUCCAAUUAAGCGCACGUACAUUACUUAUCCCAUUGCUAUUCUCUCCAGCCAUAUUCACUCCAGUUAACUGCACGGUCUCUUCACAUCCACUAGUUAAACAACGAUAUCGAUUGACAUGCUCAAAUGAUGUCAUCAGCAUGCAAUGAUACAAUACAAUAAAAUGUAUUUUUGUAUAGCCCAAAAUCACACAAGGAGUGCCACAAUGGGCUUUAACAGGCC
Polypterus senegalus (gray bichir) is the source of this 1885-nucleotide messenger RNA. RefSeq names its product guanine nucleotide binding protein (G protein), gamma 8 (gene gng8). Gene Ontology annotation, molecular function: G-protein beta-subunit binding. Lineage: Eukaryota; Metazoa; Chordata; Cladistia; Polypteriformes; Polypteridae. The transcript has 3 exons. The record is from RefSeq and is a predicted model, not a curated record. The coding region runs from base 152 to 364 and encodes 70 amino acids. Gene Ontology annotation, biological process: G protein-coupled receptor signaling pathway. Gene Ontology annotation, cellular component: heterotrimeric G-protein complex.